CUCCUUUCGGACAUCGACAAGUGGGGCAUCGACAUAUUCAGGAUAGGCGAGCUGAGCAGCAACCGGCCGUUGACCUGCGUGGCUUACACGGUUUUCCAGACCCGGGACCUCCUCAAGUCCUUGGCGAUACCGCCGAAGACCUUCGUCACGUUCAUGAUGACCCUCGAGGAUCACUACGUGAAGGACAAUCCCUUCCACAACAGCCUGCACGCGGCGGACGUGACGCAGUCUACCCACACUCUGCUCAACACGCCCGCACUCGAGUCCGUGUUCACGCCAUUGGAAAUCACGGCCGCCCUGUUCGCGGCUACCAUUCACGAUGUGGACCACCCCGGGCUCACCAAUCAGUUCCUCAUUAACUCAAGUUCGGAGCUCGCCCUGAUGUACAAUGACGAGUCAGUGCUGGAGAACCACCACCUGGCAGUGGCGUUCAAGCUCCUCCAGAACGAGGGCUGCGACAUCUUCGUGAACAUGACCAAAAAACAGCGUCAGACCCUACGUAAAAUGGUGAUAGACAUGGUCCUGUCCACGGACAUGUCCAAGCACAUGUCUCUGCUGGCGGACUUGAAGACCAUGGUAGAAACAAAGAAAGUAGCCGGCUCCGGCGUUCUUCUAUUGGACAACUACACGGACAGGAUCCAAGUUUUAGAGAAUCUGGUCCACUGCGCCGACCUUUCAAACCCUACGAAACCCUUGCCGUUGUAUAGAAGAUGGGUGGCCCUGUUGAUGGAGGAGUUCUUCCUCCAGGGCGACAGGGAACGCGAACAGAACAUGGACAUCAGCCCCAUGUGCGACAGACACAGCGCGACCAUCGAGAAGUCGCAGGUCGGCUUUAUUGAUUACAUUGUUCAUCCCUUGUGGGAGACUUGGGCAGAUCUGGUUCAUCCAGACGCACAGGAGAUUCUGGACACACUCGAGGAGAACAGGGACUGGUACCAGUCUAUGAUACCGCCCUCGCCGCCGUCCGAUGACCAGCAACAGGGAAACGAGCAGUCUGAGAGGAUACACUUCCAGGUGACACUGGAAGAGGGAGACGAGACCGGAGAAGGUGCGGAGACCGGUGACAGCGGCGGCGCAGCGGAGACAUUACCAAGCGAGGAGGGUGGCGGUGUGUCGGAGGAUAACGCGGCCGAGGCUGGGAUGUGACGGAGGCUCGCCGGUAUCUGCAGGAAGCUCCACGAGAAGGUGCAGCAGAGCUGGUGGCGGGUGCGUCAGUGACGCCGGGUCUCUUUCUGUCGACCUGUUCACCCGCUUUUCGGGCCGAGCGCCCCGUCCGCCCGACGUCUGAGCUCGCCGCCGGACGGGGGAUGAGGACCAGGAGCCUCGUCGCGAGGAGAGUUUCAAGAGGCAGGGAACGUCUAGUCGAUGCCAGAUUUAGUUCCGGACCGAGAGGGUCCUCUGAUCCAAAUCGGAUGAUGAUAGAAGGAAGCAGUUUUUUUUGGAUGAUGGAUGAUUGAAACGGAUUCGGAUUUUGCCGCGCUGGUACGGGCAAGAUUUCAAUACGUCGCGUUCCUCGGCUGGCUCGAGGCCGCGGCGGUAUACGGCGUCCAUCCUCGAUGGAGGAAUUUGGCGAUCGUCGCUGUUACCAUUGUCCAUUACGCGCGAAACCUAUCGUCGUCGUCGUCGUUCGAUCGGAUUUAUUCUGCGGUUCGGAGGGCACGAAUCUCCUUCACCAAGUACCUGUAUAUGUACCCAAGGAAGCACCGCCUCCUUCCCCUUUAUUGUAUUAUUAUUAUUAUUGUCCGACGAGUGGUGGACUGAACAAGAAACACGGAAACGAUGCGAGCCUAUCUCUUGACAUAUCAAUAUUAAACCGGUUCUGACGAGGAUCUUUAGGCCAGCCCACUGACCCCACGUUCAAACGGAAAUCGGAUGAGGGAAGUAAAGGAUUUUCAAGAAGAACCGAUGAAACCGAUGAAAGUAAAAACAUUAAAACGAGGAGAAUCGUGACAUUGCUUUUUGAUUUUCCAAGUGUUUCGAUGAAAGGCGAAUCACAGUUAAAUAAUAGGAAUUAUUUAAACGGAUAACAGAAUUCUUGAUGAGAAUUAUAAAGACUGGGGAGGAUCGAGUCAGGAAUGACAAAUGCAGAUAUGGAUCAGGGGUAAGAGAGGACGGAAGACCACUAGAUAGUCUAGUAGCUUUCGACGGUUUCACAUCCUGGGUUCUCCGACUGUUCACAUUAGGACUAAGCCUACCCUAAUCGUUAAGACUCAUUGCUCGCUGAGUAGAACUCGUAGAGCGUCCCGGCAGAGGCGGCGCAUGGUUUAAUACGUGGGCGUCGCCGAUGCGGACGAGAUUGUUAAUUUUAAUAUAGAACGCUGAAGGCUGGCCUUUUAUUUAUGGUUUUUAUAUUAAAAUUAACGUAGCCGCGUGAUCAUGUACACAUUUAUUGUAACACAUACACACACAACGUUAACCACGACGCACACACGCAUUAAAAAAUUAUCGCGUAAGUGAAACAAUAAGUUUUUAACCAAAGAGUAUGUAACGUUAGUAUCGAGCUCGUCGUUCGAAACCGGAAAUUCGAGGAACCUCGUGUCUCUGUACGUCGUAGGAGGAGGAAGAGGAGGGGGAAAUGAAUGAAAUGUGAAACGUUUCCGGCUUCGCUAAUUAUCGUAGAUUUAUUUUUAGGUGCCAGCGAGGCGAGAAUCAAUUAGUUAGAACACACCCCUGCAUCUCGAUACGUGUUUAAUUAUCGAGUACGACAAUUUAAAAGUAAAAACACUUCAUUAAUCGAGUCGACAAAAAAUGCAAAGUACUCUCUCUCUCUCUCUCUCUCUCUCUCGCUUGGAUGUCUGUGAAUCGCUCAAACUAAAUCCACGCUCGAUCCUUGUGAUCCAGCGUCGGUCCAUCUCGAUCUCUUCCUCGAGGCUUGGCGACUUUUCGAGAAAAUAUUUUAUAGGAAAAAAAAAAGGAAACAGUUCACGUUUGUUUGAAGUUCUCUUUUUUCUUUUACAUGACGAAAUUCAAUGAAAGACGAAGCGAAACGGCUGAACGCUCGAGGAAGAGGGCGAGGACAAAUCUGUGUCCGUAGGCAGUGAAUCUAUUUGAGUGUUUAAAACUUUGGUGGCUGGCCACCAAGCUUAGUUCGUUAAGAAGUAAAAUUAACAAGUAAGAGCGUAUAGAUAUUAAGAUGAGGAAUUAAACUAAAUAAUGAAAAAACAAACGAGACACAAACACACGUACACACGUACACGACGAAGAAGUGAAUCUUCUUUAGGGCGUAAGCGAUCGCAAUUAAUGAUAAUUAAACGUUGAACCGAGGGAAACGGAUGAAAGGAUUGACUGAUCGGAGACGCUGUUCCAAUAGAAUCCUUCGAUUGAUCAGCCGCGAGGAACGACCGAUCGAACGACGAACAAGUAUUAUUUCCUCGCCCCUCCCCCCCCCUCGUUUUUGUGACUUUAAAGUAUUUCCUUUGGGAGCCAGAGAGUUUGCCUCACGAAAUGCUUGUUAACAUUUUCAUGUUUUAUAGUAUGAGUGAAUAUCAUUUGCCGGAGAUACCUGUGUGCGUGUGCUUUAUUUUUUAUCAUUAUUAUUAUUAUUAUUACUAUUAUUGUUAUUAUUAUUAUUAUUAUUAUUACUACUACUGCUACCGUUAUUAUCGUAAUUGUAUUUUGAUGAUAGACAAUGGUGAUGACGAUGACGAUGGUGUUUGUAUCGGGCGACGAUUUUAGAUACGGUCACGACGAUAUCAGACGCUGAGAUAACGACGAGAUAAGAAAAUAACUGAAAACAAAAAAUGGCAAAAAAAAAAGUAAUAACGAAAUUUGAAAAUGAAGAAAUCUGAAUACAACGUGUUUGAUUGCUGGACAGUUAAAUGAACAAUGUAUUACUAUCGUGUAACCCUCGUACGAGAUAUAUGUGUAAUAAAAACAUAUUUAUUGUCGGAA
Messenger RNA from Ceratina calcarata, 3891 nucleotides. It is a transcript of the gene dnc, whose product is annotated as phosphodiesterase dunce. Gene Ontology annotation, biological process: signal transduction. NCBI's taxonomy places the organism in Eukaryota, Metazoa, Arthropoda, Insecta, Hymenoptera, Apidae. Gene Ontology annotation, molecular function: 3',5'-cyclic-nucleotide phosphodiesterase activity. The annotation marks the transcript as partial. The transcript is spliced from 4 exons. The record is from RefSeq and is a predicted model, not a curated record.